Messenger RNA from Penicillium psychrosexuale, 2382 nucleotides. RefSeq names its product putative intracellular protein transport protein (Sat1). The transcript is spliced from 4 exons. Bases 1 to 2382 code for a protein of 793 amino acids. The record is from RefSeq and is a predicted model, not a curated record. NCBI's taxonomy places the organism in Eukaryota, Fungi, Ascomycota, Eurotiomycetes, Eurotiales, Aspergillaceae. Gene Ontology annotation, biological process: retrograde transport, endosome to Golgi. Gene Ontology annotation, cellular component: Golgi membrane; Ric1-Rgp1 guanyl-nucleotide exchange factor complex.
AUGCCAUCCAACAUCCAAGUCUUUGUGAAAUGGAAGGACCAGACUAUAUUUGCAGGAGAGGAUGUGGAAUGUACUGUAACAUUCAAGAACGUGGCCGAUACUGGCGCCGAUGCCAAUAAUGCGGGUGAAGGACAACAUUCACGGAAGGUCUCUCGAGUCGCAAACCACACACCCAAGUCGAACUCGGAAUCUUUCUUCGGAUUCAAAUCGCCCCAGGCUCUAUUUUCCGGACGGCGAUCAUACUCCAUCAGCUCCCAACGGAAGCCUUAUCACCGGACGGCCUCGUCCCUGAGCUCUUCGUUGGUCGGCUCCCAUAGCUUUCCUCCGAACAGCGGCCCCUCUACACCGCGAGAAUGGCAACAAGGCCACAACCAUAAACGAUCCGUCUCAAUCCUCUCCAUUGAUAGCGAAGGCCAGACCGAUCCGACGCCUUCUCCUUACAAUCGACGUCAGCCAGCCAGGGGUCAUGGGCGCUCGGCGAGUCUCCAGGUUCUACCGCGGAGGAACAAUAGCUACGAGGAUUCUUACAAAAAAGAGGCUCCCAACGAGCAUCCCAAUGGCAAUCUGAGAGUCGAUACCUCCCACUUGGGGCGAGCCACCCAACCUGGCUCUCGCGCGACGAGUCCAACAGGUGCCAUAGAGCCAUUGCGUCCACCUUCCCGACGGCCCCAACCACCUCCCCUCGAUUUUAAGUUUCCGCCCGCGGCUUCAGCCGAUUCGACUAACAGUCGCACCGUGCGUACCCCAUCACCAAAGUCGGCGACAACGAACGGUACAUCAUCAACCGGGGGAAGACCCACUCUCAAAGAUGUACAGGGUCUAUCUGGACCGGCGCAUCAGCAACUAACUCGGAUCAUAUCAGUCACAAGCGUGAAUGGGAGCAACCGGAGCAAAUGCGCGAGCUCCCCCGUGCGGCAUGCGCGGCAUCAUUCGAGCGUAGUUGCAUCUCCUGCCAAAGCCUCCAACAGCCAGGCGCUGCUGAUGGGCUAUGCGCAGGUUAACGCAUCAUUCACGGUCGAUGGUUCGUUAGUGAACCAGUCCGCCUUCGACGAAGUCAAGCGAAAGGGAGUUGUUGGUGGCCAACCGAGUUCAGGCGGACUUCCUGGCCGCCCAACGCCAACAGCCGAGCGACCACGUAAGAGCGGUGGGUUCUGGGGCGCACUCAGAUGGAACACUAUCGAGGAAUCUAUCAAUGGCCUUCUUUCAAAUAACGAAUUGGACGGAUUACGAGAAAUGCGUGGUGUUACAUCGUCGAGAUCAAUUCCGCUGUUGUCCACCUCGCAGUCGCUGCUUUUUGUUGACCUCCGACUGGCACCAGGAGAGGAACAGUCAUAUUCCUUCUCUUUCUCCCUUCCGAAAGGACUCCCGGCAAGUCAUAAAGGAAAAGCAAUCAAGAUCUCAUAUAAUUUGGUCAUUGGAACUCAGCGGCCUAGCGGGCCUAACGAACCCCAAAAGGUCAACCGCAUCAACAUACCCUUCCGUGUUUUCAGCGGCGUGAAUGAAAAGGGAGACAUUCUUGGCCAUGACUUGAUGUCACCUUAUGUACUUCUACGGGAUGAAGCGAAGGUCCAAAAGGUUGGGCCAGUGAUGCCUGUGUCAACGAAGAACCAAAGUAUCAGCAAGCCUCACCAUUCCGCGGCUGACUUCCUUAGUUUUGUGGAUGAGAUCUUGGAGCAACGUGCGCGUUCCAACACGCUGUUCCCACCUGGUGCUACGCCCUCGAGACGACCUAGCGUCGAAGGAUUACCCCAGAUGCUUACUUCCAAGGAUGUCAUCGACAUUGCUAUCCUUCGCAGCAACCAGGCUGUGAACUCUCGCCGCAGCCCCAAUCGGUUCGAGAUUGCCCGCGAGGGUAAACGUAUCGCAGUGGUCGUCUUGAACCGACCAGUUCAUCGACUUGGAGAAACCAUUAUCGCCACAAUGGAUUUUGGAGAUGCUACAAUUCCAUGCUACGCUGUGCGUGCCUCGUUAGAGACGUCCGAAAAAGUCACCCCUACUUUGGCCAUCCGGUCAAGUGCCAGCAUUCACCGAACCACACGGCGCAUCCAUGCUUCUCUGUUUGAGAACACACUCCAUGCCACCCGAGUGGCUUUCAGCCCUGCUAUCCCCAUCACAGCGACGCCUUCAAUUUUGACGAGCGGUGUGACCCUCGAUUGGGAACUACGAUUCGAGUUUGUGACAUCCAGUGUUCGAGGCGAUCAAGGGGCCCCACCAUCAGGCACUCGCUUACUCGAGGCCUUGUCGUCGGAUGAUCGCGGUACAGUGCUGUCUGCCAUGGAGCAUCUGAACUGUGAAUCAUUCGAGAUCGCUAUCCCGCUGACAGUCUAUGGAGAGACUGUUCGAGAACGAUUGCCCGAGGAGAAUGAAGGCUACCCAAUCUAG